Molecule: messenger RNA, 3977 nt
Organism: Dunckerocampus dactyliophorus (ringed pipefish)
Lineage: Eukaryota; Metazoa; Chordata; Actinopteri; Syngnathiformes; Syngnathidae
Gene: elapor1
Product: endosome-lysosome associated apoptosis and autophagy regulator 1
Exons: 22
Coding region: 200-3148 (982 amino acids)
Biological process (GO): positive regulation of vacuole organization; autophagosome assembly
Cellular component (GO): extracellular exosome; late endosome; lysosome
Source: RefSeq, a predicted model, not a curated record
UUAUGUGGUUUAUCUCGUGUUUGCAACGCCACCACCCUGUAAGCCAAUUGGUAAAACUACUAGCAGUGUGGCUUUUAAACACUGACUCAACCAAACCCCAGCAGUAUGUUUGCAAAGGGAGGCCGCACCUCCAGCACCUGAGGGCGCAGGUCGACCUCCUCCUCGGUCUCCAUCACUUGAGCCCUGACAGGAGGCCGCCAUGCAGCGGGACACGGCACACAUGAGAUACCUUCUACUCUGGCUGCUUUUUGCACACACAUCAGCGGAUUUGCCCAUGUGCACAGAGUCAGAUUAUCACUUUGAGUACACAGAGUGUGACGUCCUGGGCUCUCGGUGGAGGGUGGCCAUUCCCAACAAGGCUGACACAUGCACAGGCCUCCCAGAUCCAGUGAAAGGCACUCAGUGCACAUUUUCCUGCAAUGAGGGGGAGUUUUUGGACAUGCGGACUCAGCAGUGCCAGAAGUGUGCAGCAGGCACAUACUCACUGGGCACUGGUGUGGCCUUUGAUGAGUGGGACAGCCUCCCCACGGGUUUUGUCACUCUUGGGAUGAACACAAACGGCUGGGAUGUCCACACAGACUGCUCCAACUCCACGUGGACACCAAUGGGCGAUUACAUAGCGUCCAACACAGACGAGUGCUCGGCGACACUGACAUACUCUGUGGACCUGAAGAAAGAAGGAAUUGUGUCUUUUGAGUAUUUCUAUCCGGAAAGCAGCAUCUACUUUGAGUUUUUUGUCCAAAAUGACCAGUGUCAAUCAACAGACUCUGCAAGGCGGUGGAUGAAAAUCUCUGAAAGUGACUGGAGCCAGCACAGGGUCAAGCUUAACAAAGGCAACAACGUACUAUUUUGGAGAACGACAGCAUACGCUAUGCAAGACAGCGCCGUCAAACCUGUGCUGCUACGAAACAUUACCAUCUCAGGUGUGGCCUACACAUCGGAGUGUUUUCAUUGUAAGCCUGGUACGCACAGUGCAAAGCAGGGAUCUGCCCACUGUUCCCCCUGUCCUGCUGAUACCUACUCCAACAAGGGGGCCACUGUUUGCCAGGAGUGUGAACUUGAUAAAUAUGCAGAGGUUGCAUCAGGAAGCUGCAAACAGAGACCUCCAUGUACAAACAAUGACUACUUCUAUACACACACCCCAUGUGACUCUGAGGGGAAGACUCGGCUGAUGUACAAAUGGAUCGAGCCUAAAAUUUGCAGUGAGAGCUCGGAGGGGUCCGUGAAGCUACCUGCGUCAGGAGAGAAGCAAACAUGUCCGCCUUGUAACCCGGGGUUCUUUUUUACCAACUCCUCUGCCUGUGAAGCCUGCAUGGAGAACUUCUACUCAAAUGGAACAGUCUGUCAGAAGUGCCCUGUCGGCACAGAACCAUCGGUGGGUUUUGAGUACAAAUGGUGGAACACAAUGCCAACCAACAUGAAGAGUUCUGCCUUACAUGGCUUUGAUGACUCCAUGCGAAGCACCGCAUGGGAGGUAGCAGGAGAGUAUGUGUACACCACCCCAGGGUAUCGGGACACAGACUACCUCACCCUUUCACUCAGUGUUCCUGGAUACAGGCUGCCACAGUCCGUCGUCGCAAAAGAAAGCGAGCGGAGUGAACUCUCGCGCAUCACGUUUGUCUUUGAAACCUCAUGUUCUGCACACUGCAUGUUUUAUUUCCUGGCGGGCUCCAAUCAGUGGAACAACAACGUGGUAGAGCAGUGGAAGGGCAGCAAUAGGAAGCAGUCGUACUCCUACCUGAUUCAGAGCAACAGGACCGUUACCUUCACCUGGGCUUUCCAAAGAACAGAUGACGACACAACAGAAAGGAAAUACAGUGCUGAUAUAGCAAAGAUCUACUCCAUCCACAUCACAAAUGUGAUUGGCGGUGUGGCCUCGCAGUGUCGCCAGUGUGCCCUGACUUCCACUGACUCCGCCUGUGUCCCCUGCCCGUUGGGACAAUACAUGCAGGGUGGCGAUGGGACGUGUGAGAGCUGCCCUCCUAACUCCUUCAUCAGAGCUGAGCAGCCUGUCGGAGGGGCAGCUUGUGCCCAGUGUGGCCCAAACACAAAGACAAAUAAGGCCUACACAGCGUGCCUCAGUGACUGUAUGGUGGAUGUGCAGACAGCAGGAGGUGCUCCACUGCACUACAACUUCUCUCCUUUAUCAAACGUCACCUCCUUCCACAGCAGCCCUCGCUUCACCAGCAAAGGACUGCGAUACUUCCAUCACUUCAAUGUUGCUCUUUGUGGGAAAGAGGGCAGAGUGCCGGCAACCUGUGUGGACAAUGUGACAGAGAACAGCAGAGAGGUCAGUGGUCAUGUUUGCCAGUCCACUGUGGUUCCCUCAGACAUCAGGAGUCAGAGCAUGGUGUCAUCACAGCCAUUCGUCAUUGGUGACUUUCUCAUUGGUAUAACCACUGACACCACUCUGGGCAACAUCUCCUCUCCACAGUGGCUCUUCCCCUCUACUUCAUCUGAUUUGCCAGAUGUUAUAUUCUAUUUCCAGUCCACUGAGACGACUCAGGCUUGUAAACAAGGCCGGUCGGCCACCUUUAGGCUGAGAUGCGACCCAACAGUGAUUGCCACAGACCACAUCACACUGCCUAGUAACUGCUCAGAGGGGACAUGUGACGGUUGUACUUUCCACUUCCUUUGGCGGAGUCAGCAUGCGUGUCCACAUUGCACCAAAAACAAUUACAGAGAGAUUGUUAGCGCUUGCAUCCAGGGAAUACAGAAAACAACGUAUGUGUGGCAGCAGCCAUUACAAUGUCACGGUGGAGUGGCCCUACCGGCCCAAAAAGUCAACGCUUGCGUGACUCUGGAUUUUUGGCUCAAGUUCGGGGUUUCCACAGGAGCGAUUGCUGCUGCCCUGCUCGUCACCCUCAUCUGUUACUUCUGGAAGAAGACGCGCAAGUUGGAGUACAAGUACUCCAAGCUGAUGAUGAGUUCCGGGAGCAAAGAAUGUGAGCUUCCCACUGCAGACAGCUGUGCAAUAAUGGAGGGAGAGGAUGCAGAGGAUGACUUUAUUGACCUCACCAAGAAGUCCUUCUUCACCAAAAUUAAGUCCUACUCUCGAGAGAGAACAUCGGAUGGAUUUGAUUCAGUGCCUUUAAAGUCGUCACCUUCCCACCUGCAAAGAGAGGAGGAUGAUUCUGAAGAUGCUUGAAACAACGAGGGAAUUCAUUACUGCAGCAGAAGGCAGUUGUGAAUGCAUUUUCAUAUGGCAACAGACAGAGGGAGUGUAAAGAUUUUUUAAUGCCAAAGUUUCACCUUUUUUGUAAAUUUUGACAUUUUACAUGACUGCAUUUGUCCUCCAGUCUGUUUUAAUUAUUACUUAGCUAGCUUGUGUUUUGUAUUAGAGCAACAUUUCCAUUUUAAUGGAAUUUGACUACGUGUAAAAUGUUUGGAUUUGCUUGUUUGAUCCUGUUUGGUCUUUUAUUUUCUACAAUAAAACAAUGUUUCUUUCAAAAAAAGUUAAUGCAUCUUUUACAGUUUUUAGAUUGAUGCUGUAUUUAUUUUGUGUAUUAACUUAUUCUGCCUUGACACAAGUCAAAUAGAACAUGUGCGUGCACAUGUGAUAACUGUCAUGCCUGUCGCCGGCAGUGGGGAUGCUGGUCCGGCUUCGCCAUUCGUCCCGUUGGGGGGGGGCAAGCCCAGUGACCCUCCGCCGAUCCUCCCUCCACAGAUCCGUUCUGUGGGGGGGGGGAUACUGUCAUGCCCUGCAGGACAGGAGCAAGCGCCUCCUGUCCUGCUCUCUUAUUUUGGUGGGCUGUACUUCCUGCUGGGAGGAAGAGACAGCCACUUCACUCCUGGUUUUCGUGCAGCUGGCAUGAAUUAUCAUCAGUGGCGGUUAAAAGGCCAGCAUCGUCAGACGUACGCUGCUGGUUCACUGUUCCUCGUCUCCGCACCGGUGCGAUCACCUGGAGUUACUUACCUGUUGAUACUUUUGAAUGUGUUGCUGUCCACAGAGCUUUUUCCUCUGUCGCUUUCUGUUU